Macadamia integrifolia is the source of this 2160-nucleotide messenger RNA. RefSeq lists its product as uncharacterized. The transcript has a single exon. Lineage: Eukaryota; Viridiplantae; Streptophyta; Magnoliopsida; Proteales; Proteaceae. The record is from RefSeq and is a predicted model, not a curated record. Bases 1 to 2160 code for a protein of 719 amino acids.
AUGUAUUCACGUUCGCCAUUGAAAGACUUUAGCCUUUUAAUCUCUCUUCUGACGAGCUUAUUCUUCCAAGUCAUCCUCACCCUCUUUGGAAGCUUUCGGAAACGCUGUUCAAGCAAAUGGCUCACCUUCCUCCUCUGGUCUGCUUAUCAGUUGGCUGAUGUUGCAGCCACCGCUUGCCUUGGGAUAUUAACCAGCUUCCCCGGUGAUGAACUGAACGAGAUCGCCCCAAUUUGGUCUUCUUUCCUUCUAUUACAUCUUGGAGGCCCUGAUAGUAUCACGGCCAUCUCUUUAGUAGACAAUGAACUCUACUUUAGACACUCCAUUCAGCUCCUCUACCGAGUUGGAGUUGCUGUCUACAUCCAUGUCAAACUAUUCCUUGUCAGUCGUGGACAUUUUGGAGGGUCGAUCUCCUGGUUUGCAGUUCUCAUAUGGAUGUUGUUGGCUGGAAUCUCCAAGUAUGCCGAGAGGACAUGGGCUCUUCACUCAGCAAACAUGGGUAUUCUUAGAGAUUCUAUGCUUCCUCCUCCUAAUUCAGGGCCAAUUCCAAUAGUCCCUGAUGAUGACGAUGAUCAUCAUAAGGAUGAUGGUGAUCCCCAGUUCAUUCCCAUGGAUGAAUAUGCUUUGGGGAUGGUGGCGGCACCAGAAGUAGCCCCUUCUCCGACACCGAAUGAUGGGUCAUUAUUGAAAGACCAAUUAGAUUUUGAUAAGGCAAUAUUACUGCUAGCCUACAAAUAUUUCUGCAGUUUCAAGUGCCUCUUUGUGGAUCUCGUGGUCCCCUGCUCUAAUAAUAUUAUCGACACCCAGAGAUUCUUCUUACAAUGCCCUUGUGGAGUUGCCUUCCAACUUAUUGAUGUGGAGCUUAGGUUCAUGUACGAUAUGCUCUUCACCAAAGCCCUUGUGGUUCGUACUUCUUUAGCCUGCAAUUUAAGAUUCCUUCGAUAUUGUGCCAUUCUCUAUGCCUUAAUAGUGUUCAUUCGCAGUGGCGAGUUUGAUUUGUCAUAUGUAGACCUUUUCCACUUAGUUGCCUUACUUUUCUUUAGUUGGGCACUUAUUCAAGAAACAUACGAAAUCAUUCAAAUGCUUCUAUCGGAAUGGACUGUCGUUUGGCUGCAUAAGCACAACUUCAAAAGGCUAUCGACGAUAAUUUUGAAACUCAUCCUCUCCUGUCGAUUACAUGGUUCUAAACUCAUCAGCAGAUGUGGAGUGGGAAGAGUAGCUUCUGAGACAACAAGAAGAAACUCAUGGGGUUAUAACAACAUCAUGGCCCAAUAUAAUCUAUUGAGCUUUUGCUUCAAAGACGAGCCAACAAUAUUUGGAAGAAUUCUACAUCUUUCUUCUUGGGGGAAAUCAAUUCAUGAGUUGGGAGCAAACAGUCGGAACACAACUCACAUACAUGUCUCCAACGAUAUUAAAGAUUUCACCUACCAACAAUUUAAAGAAAGGGUUCAAACAUCUGAUGAAGAAAUCAAAAGUGCAGAAUUUUGCAAUCCCAGAGGCAAAUGGGUGAUGAAAAGGAAUAAUUGCUUAGAAGAACUCGGUUGGAGUAUUGAUGUUGAAUUUGAUCAGAGCAUUCUUAUCUGGCAUGUCGCCACAGAUCUCUGUUACUAUUUUGAUGAUCUUGAUUCAAUUGAAUGCGAAGCUGCAACACUUCAAGUUAAAGUGAGUAAGGCCUUAUCAGAUUAUCUAUUAUAUCUUAUUCUCAUUCUCCCUUUUAUGUUGAACAAUAAAAUUGGAAAGAUUAGGUUUCAAGAUACAUGUGCUGCAGUUAAAAAAUUGUUUGAUCAUGUGCCCAUGGAUAAAAGAGAAAAGAAAAACAAGCUUUUUUCUUUCAUUCUUCGGAGGAAGAAGUCAUCACUUGGUGAAAAACAAACACAAGAUUUCAUUAAGAGGUUGCUUAGGUCGGAUGCCCAAGUUUUGACAAGAGACCCUGAAGCAGAUAGAAGCAAAUCUGUGUUGUUAGAAGCACAAAAGCUUGCAAAAUUGCUAACAUCAUUUGCAGUUGAAGAAAGAUGGAAGAUCAUAAGUGGUGUGUGGGUGGAGAUGUUGUCAUAUGCUGCAAGCAAUUGUAGUGGGAAGCACCAUGCCCAACGACUUUCUGAUGGUGGUGAGUUUCUCACUAAAAUUUGGCUUUUGAUGGCUCAUCUUGGUAUGAUAGCUUAG